UUUUACUGUUAACGAUUGUAACUCUAUUUAUGUUAAUACAGGAAAUAAGUCUAUUUUCUUAUACAUGUUUUUGUUUUUGUUCUCCUUGAAGUGGUUUGAGUCUAUGACUAGUUCUCUAUUAUUUGUUGUUCAGUUUUUUGUAGCUGAUAAGAAAAAAGUGAUCAUGGUCAUCCUCAUCAAUUGUCCACGUGCAAGUCCUCUAUCACAAGUGUUUUUGGGGUGGAAGUGGAGGAAAAAGACACGCAGCACUGCCUUUAUCUUUGCCAACCCAUAAACAAGCUUGCUUCAAAUGAUUGUUUCUUAAAAUCUGGGAAGGGUUCUUUAGUUUUCUCUAUAUAAAUUUAGAACCUAUGUUUUGUGUGUAUGAGCCAAGGUGCCUCUACCCUUUUAACUGAGAAAAUCGCAAGGUGGCUUUGUUAUGCAGUGUUUUUGUAGAAUUCUUGAGUCCUGUUGUGGCGAACCUGUUUAUACUUCUGAAUUCUCCUUUGUGGUUUCUGUGUAUGUCAAAGUUACAUAAAACUUUAACACAAAUUUUCAAGUUUUGAACUUGUAUAUUGUGAUGUGACAAGGUAAUUUUGUUCUUAAGCUUAUGGAACUGCUAUACUGUCUAGAAUGUAGGAAUGUAGGUUCCCUUGCAUUUGGUUCUGCAUGAAAACAUCUUCAAACUAAAAUUCUGAAGCCUCAAGGGUGGUGUUUGAAAUGCUACUCUUAUGCCUCUUCAUUUAUUAUUAUGAAUCUUCUUUUUGCCUUUCCAGAAUUGAUGUAUGAAGGGAUAUCAUAAGAUUGCAUAGCUUACCAUUAAAAUUUUAUUAUUAUUUUUCAUUUGAUUUUACAUCAUUAGAAUGACUUGUUAGAAUAGACAUAUUGAUGACAUUUCGCUCUAAUCAUAAUUCAUCAAUCCUAGGCUGUAAAUUGUGUUAAUUCCUGUCUCCUAUACUUCAUAUACCUAGUCCAAGAUGUUUUCCUUCUGCUGAUUAUCAUUUUGAACUUGAAUGUUGUAUAUUCUUAUUGUUUGCAACAUUUUUCAAUCUUCAUCAGAAAAAAAAUUAUAGACAAGAUGACAUUCCAGAAAGACUUUAAACAACAAAUGGUGCCAGAGUGGGAGAAAGACUACAUGGACUAUGAGGGCCUCAAAAGGAUAUUGAAAGAGAUUAAAAGUAGCAAGAAAGCUAUACACAAUAGGUCCUUGCAACACAGAUUCAGACUUGAAAGAGCGUUCAGUGGAUUAAACAUGCAUGGUAGCAAUCAUCAGAGAGAGGGGGAUAUUGAAGACCAGGUUAUAGAAGUUAAAACCUUAGAACAAGAUGGUUCUAAACAGUUAUAUAAGACCAACUUUCAGAAGUUCCAUGAAGUAGGAGGAGAGGCUGAGGCAAGACUCUUUGAGAAGCUUGAUGAAGAGCUCAACAAGGUCAAUGCAUUUUACAAGGAUCAGGUAGAAGCAGCCAAGCAUGAAGCAACCCUUCUGAGUAAACAAGUUGAGGCUUUAGUUGCAUUAAGGGUAAAGGUGAAAAGUCCCGAAACAGGAUCAAAGCAUAAUUCCUCAUCACCUGAAGAAACUUUUGAUCAAAAUCAUCAGCAAAAUGAUUCUAUAGAUGGUCCUGAAGUUGAUCCUAUUCAACAGGCCAAUAGAAAUACUCAUCAGGAGGAGCUAGCAGAAACACAUAAUAAUUACAAUAGAAAAGAUCCCAUGGAAAUUCUUGAGCAUGUAAAGGUUGAUAAUGUUCUUCAGUCUCCAAUGUCAACAAUUAAAAAAGCUUUUACUGAUUCCAAUAAUAAUGAAUUGAGCCCCGACAAAGAAGAGAUGAGAAAAAUUGAAGAGCAACUGAAGCUUGUGUUUAUUGAGUUCUAUCAGAAACUUCUCCAUCUUAAAGAUUACAGUUUUAUGAACCUCUCCGCAUUUUCCAAGAUCAUGAAGAAAUAUGAAAAGAGUACAUCAAGACCAGCAUCUGCAGCAUACAUGCGAGUAGUGGAUAACUCCUAUCUGGGAAGUUCUGACGAGGUGGAAUGUACCUUUAUCAGGAACUUUACACACUCAAAUCACAAAAAAGGGAGGAAGUUACUAAGGCAUAAAACAAAAAGGGAAAGGCACAGCAUAACAUUUUUUACAGGUUUCUUUUCUGGUUGCUUUGUUGCUCUACUGGUUGCUACUGUAUUAAGAAUAGGAUCUCAACAUUUAAUGAAGAAGCAGGAGGGGACAUUUUACAUGGAAAACAUUUUCCCACUGUACAGUCUAUUUGGAUAUAUCACUCUCCAUAUGCUUAUGUAUGCUGCAAACACAUAUUUUUGGAAGCGGUAUCAGAUCAAUUAUCCAUUCUUAUUUGGCUUCAAGCCUGGAACUGAGAUGGAUUAUAGAGAAGUUUUUCUUCUGACCACUGGUCAUGCAGUGGUUGCACUACUAUGUUUCCUGAUAAAUUUGCAGCUGGAGAUGAAUCAAAGGACACAAAACUAUAAGACAGCGACUGAACUUGUUCCUCUGAGCUUAAUUUUUCUUGUUCUUUUGAUUACCUUUUGCCCUUUCGACAUCAUACACCGUUCAAGUCGUUUCUUCUUUAUCCAGUGUUUAUUUCGAUGCAUAUGUGCUCCUCUUUUCCUGGUUCGUCUUCCAGAUUUCUUCUUGGCUGAUCAACUUACCAGCCAGUUCCAAACUUUCAGGAGUUUUGAGCUUUACAUAUGUUAUUAUGGCUUGGGAGAACACUCAAGGAGGCAAAACAAAUGUCACCGUCGUGGUUUCUACAAUAUCCAGUAUUUCAUUGUUGGCAUCAUUCCUUACUGGUUUCGCCUAGCACAGUGCAUGCGCCAAUUCUAUGAAGAGAGAGAUUUCAACCGUUUGUUCAAUGGUUUAAAUUAUCUCUCCACAAUUGUUGCCAUGGUCUUUAGGACUACCUUUGAACUAAAGAAGGGAAGAAUUUGGAAGGUGUUGGCACUUAUAAGUUCAGCACUAGCAGUAAUUCAGAACACAUUUUGGGACAUUGUCAAGGACUGGGGGCUUUUGAAAAGGCAUUCAAGGAACCCCUAUUUGAGAGAUAAACUCAUAGUUCCACACAAAAGUAUCUACUUCAUAGCCAUGGUCCUUGACAUAAUUCUUAGACUUUCCUGGAUGCAAUUAGUGUUUGAAAUGGAUUGGAACCCCCUUCAUAAAGUGGCAAUGAUUACAGUCACUUCCUGCCUUGAAAUUAUUCGUCGUGGCAUUUGGAACUUCUUUAGGUUGGAGAAUGAGCACUUGAACAACGUUGGAAACUACCGUGCCUUCAAGUCUGUCCCUCAUCCUUUUAGUUACUAUGAUGAGAGAAAUGAUAAGAAUGACUAGUGGCACUUCGGUACACAGAUUAUAACACCUACAAUUUAAAACAAAAAUACACGUUGAAUUUGAU
Abrus precatorius (Indian licorice) is the source of this 3371-nucleotide messenger RNA. RefSeq names its product phosphate transporter PHO1 homolog 10. Gene Ontology annotation, biological process: phosphate ion transport; cellular response to phosphate starvation. Bases 1058 to 3307 code for a protein of 749 amino acids. The transcript has 14 exons. Gene Ontology annotation, cellular component: cytoplasm; Golgi apparatus; plasma membrane. The record is from RefSeq and is a predicted model, not a curated record. Gene Ontology annotation, molecular function: inositol hexakisphosphate binding. Lineage: Eukaryota; Viridiplantae; Streptophyta; Magnoliopsida; Fabales; Fabaceae.